Molecule: messenger RNA, 1275 nt
Organism: Brettanomyces nanus
Lineage: Eukaryota; Fungi; Ascomycota; Pichiomycetes; Pichiales; Pichiaceae
Exons: 1
Coding region: 1-1275 (424 amino acids)
Biological process (GO): establishment of mitochondrion localization; phospholipid transport; mitochondrial outer membrane translocase complex assembly
Cellular component (GO): ERMES complex; SAM complex
Source: RefSeq, a predicted model, not a curated record
AUGGAUUACGUUCAGAAAUGCUUCUAUGAUGCUUCUGGAUGGAAUGAUGAUCUGUCAUAUGAGCAGAUUCUUAGAACUUCCAAUAACCUGAUGCAUUUUCCUAUACCAAGUGGCUUUAAACUAUCAAUCUCAUCGAAGAAUACAGAGUAUAGUUACAGUUCUUUAACACUAUCACAAUUAAGCCGUCUAACAGGAUCACUUUCCUAUCUUUACUCAUCAAUUGAUCUCAAAAAUACCUAUCUUGGAACAGCGUCUCUUCCUUUACGAUUGAUUCUUGAUGAUUAUCGAUUUGUCAAAUCACCUCAACAGCAAAGACUUCAAGAUGCUCAUUUCACUCCUACAGGUCAGCCAAGACCCUGUAUUCUCUACGGUAAGAUGUACUUUCCUUCACAAUUUCUAGAAGGUAUGUUGAUUAAACGUAUCUCGAAAAAUGUUCAGUUGAUGAUGAAGUUCAUCAAUACUCCUAAACUACGCAAACUGGCUAACAAUUCAACCAUAGUUACUCUCUAUCUUCAGAGACAGAAGGGUAACAGUUCCACCGACUUUAUAUUCUCCUCCAAUGAAUCUCUUCUUGGCUUUCGUUGUCUCUAUAAGAUUGGCUCCGACUUAUCGUCUUCUCCUGGUGGCAUUUCAGACUCUACUUCACUAUCACUAGGCUUUGAGCUUUGGUUCGCAUUGAUGUCUAUGUCACCCGGUUUAUCCACUGCCCUUAGAUACUCCACCCAUCUUUCUUCUUCCGGUAAACCUCUUACUAUGACAUUGGCUCUAAAUCCCUUACUUGGAACUAUAGAAUCAACCUAUGCCAUUAAAUCUGGACUCAAUUCAACUCUAUCUUCCAAAUACACUUUCAAUAUCUAUUCUUAUGAAUCAGACCUUUUGUUUGGAUUUAGUUUAUUGAGGUCUUCCGAGCCACCAAAUAGAGCUGUGCCACCAAAAAGUCCUUUGCCAAGUACUCUGCCAAUCACCUCCUCAAGACACCAACCUUUCAAAUCACUGGACGAAGAAACCCACCAUAGACUUCUUACUACCUUUAUGGGAAUCAAUCCAGGGAAAUUGGUUACAGAAAAUAAUGCACGACACUUUAUGGACACUUUUAAUCACCUGAACUUUAGUUCCGGCUUGAAAUGCUGUGCUAGUAUCGCCAAAAAGGACCUUAAUGUAGCCUGGGAAGGUCGCUUCAAAGACCUGCUGAUUAGCUCUGGACUUAGAAUCGACUGUAGUGAAGCAAUACCUAAGAUGGGUAAGUAUGGUAUUGAAAUACAGUAUUCAUCUUGA